Molecule: messenger RNA, 594 nt
Organism: Capronia epimyces CBS 606.96
Lineage: Eukaryota; Fungi; Ascomycota; Eurotiomycetes; Chaetothyriales; Herpotrichiellaceae
Exons: 1
Coding region: 1-594 (197 amino acids)
Source: RefSeq, a predicted model, not a curated record
AUGAUUGGAGACAUCGGUGCAGGCUCUGCCGACUUCGAGGCGUGGGAGAUUGUGGACGUCCAUCCACUGCGUGUCCGGCAACUCCAUGCGUCUCAGACUGAGUGGUGCGGUGCCCGAACCAUCAACGUCGAAUUCAGGCGGCGAUUCCUUCAGAGCAUCUCUGAUAGGAAGGAAGCCGUUCUGUCCUCACUAAGAACUGUUGACACGACAAUGGACUGGCAGACAUUGGGCGAGAGGCUGGAGGCCUCUUUCGAGGGAGCCAAGAAAGACUUCCGCGCGGAAGGCGAUGACUCCUACAUAUUGCGCAUACCUGGCUUACCGAACAUGCCUGAGAAGAGUAUGCCUCGCGGCGGCCGGAUAGAAGUGGAUGCGGAUCUAAUGCGAGAGUCGCACCAGCCCCAACUCAACACAAUCAUCCAGGUGAUCAGAGAUACGCUUCGAGCGAUCGAGCGGCGGAGGUCUCACGGGUUGGUCGAAAGCUGUCCAGAUGAGCUCCUGAUGGCAGGCGGAGGGGGUAACAACAACUACAUAUGCCGAAAAAUCCGCGAGACGCUUGAGCCAGAUGGCAUUUCAGUCUCACUGCCUACCGCCUAA